AUGGAACUGUACCUCAGCGCCUGCUCUAAGACUGCCAAUGUGGCUGCCAAAAAAGCAGCCUCCAGCAGUGUGGCUGAGGAAAGUCAGCAAUGUGGAGAUAGGGCACACAAAACCCCAAUUCCAGGGGUGGGAGCCGCUCAGCUACUGGAUCUUCCUCUUGGGGUUAAGCUGCCUAUGAUCCCAGGAACUGAUACUGUGUAUUUUACUACGAAUAUCAGUGAAAAGCUUUUUCGACCUUCCUAUGGUUUUAACCUGAAUGAUCCUUACUGUCGACUUUUGGAAACACAAUAUAAAAGUCUCCAUGAUCCACAUUUAAGAACAUACUAUAAGCGCAAAGAUAUUCUGAGAAGACUAAAGAAAGGUGGCUAUAUCACCAGCAAUAACAAAAUUGUUUGUAGCUUGAGGGAACUGAAUAAAUACCGACAAUAUCUUACAAGCUUAAAAUUAGACUUUGAAAGAAACUAUUUAAGAGAACAGCAAUUGAUUACAAAACAGCUACAUAAACUGCAAGAAACCAGCCAACUUCCUAACUGUUCUGAUGUCACAAGGUUCCAGCAAUGGUUGUUACAGGACACCUCACAGUCUGUUAAGGACCAAGAACGUUUGUUAAGGCACAGAUAUUUGGAUAUGAUCAGUAAAGAAUUAGAACAACUUGAGCGCACGGCAGAAGAGCAACGCCUACUCCGCAUGGACAGAGAAGAGCGACGACAGAGGGAAUAUGCAAGAAAAAAACUUAGUCUUCGUAGAAAAAUUGAAGAGGAAUGGAAGACAAAGGAGAUGCUGCUGCUCACGAAGAUUGGAGAAGAUGUCAAGAGAGAGCAGAGGGUAGAGGAGCAAAGGCGGAGAAGCCGAGAAGAGAGUGACAGAAAGAAACAAGCAAUGCUAGAGAAAAAAAUGGCUUAUCACUUACAAAAAAUGCAGGAUGCUGGCAUUAAAGAUGACACGGGAAGAAAUGCAUUUGAAUAUAAAGGAGAAAAUGAAGCUCCUUAUGAAUCUCCUAUGAAGAAGAAAAAGAAGCAGUUUGAUGAUAUAAAAAUAGUUUAUCCUGAUGGUGAAGAGAAAAUAUUUAAAGGAACGUCAGGACACGUAUCAACUGCUGUUAAUCAGUCUCAGAGUAAUUCAAAGAAUGUUACAAAAAUAUCAGUAUCCUCAGUUGCUUAUCAGCCAGACAUACAGAACAGUAGUUCAGAACAAAAGAGAAAUGGAGUAACGAAAAAAAUCAGUGAUGAAAAAGGUACUGUAAACACAUCAGCUCGAAACUCAAUUAUUUCAACCCAAAAUUCACCCACAAGGAAUGCUAGACUUUCCCAUGCAUCCUUGGGUCCUCAAAAAGACGAGAAGGAGAUACAAGGUGAUUGGAAUGGAAGACCAAAUAAGAAACCAAGUUAUGCUGGUGAACCAGGAUAUCAGGGUGGUGCUCCUCCCCCGGGUAUUUUUUCUUCUCCUGUUUACUCAAAUAUGCAACAAAAUCUACAAAAUUGCUUGCAAGAUAAAAUAACUUCUGAAGAACUAAAUAGCAUAAUUCAAAAUAUAAUGACCUGGGUUGUAGCUACAGUAACCAGCAUAUUGUAUCCAGCCAUAACAAAAUAUGAAGAAAGAGUACAGAGUAAUACUUAUCCAGUGUCUGAUGACUCAGACCUUUCUUCUGAUAGUUCAAGUUUCUGUAGUACGUGCAGUGAGGGCUUUACAUACAGAAGCUACACACCUAAAACAUAUCAAGCAGAUCCAUGUAUAUUUGCUGGUGAAACGCCAGUGAAGAAACCACCCACACCUUUGAAACCUCCUUCUGCACAUGUGGAAAGAACAGUUAUUGAAAAAACAUAUCAUAUGAGCGAGGAAUCUAUAUCUUCACAAGUCAAUUACAACGAAACCAGCUUGGAAUAUCCAUUUCCUAAGAUAGGAAGUAGUAAAUCUGAUAGCCACCUUAUGACAUCAUUAGAAACGAGCACUAAAAUAUCUAAAGAUGCUACCACAGAAACAGACACCUUAGAGAUUCCAUUGGUAUUUGAUCAAAGAGCAAAGGCCUUGGAUCAGAUGAAAAAUUUGAAGAAUGUUUUUGUAAACUUUAAAUGUCACUUGAAAGGAGAAACACAACUUAUUUUAGAAAGUAUUUUUCAAGAAAUAAUGUCUGACUUAAGCCAGGCCAUUCCUUCUCUGUCUUCUGUGACUGCUGAAGUUUUUGUUGAUCAAUGUGAUACAGAAAGAGAAGAGAUGCUCUCAAAUGUUGACAUAUGCUCAGUAGCUUCAGAGAUUGUGGAAAAUAUGCUUGAGAAGCUGGAGUCUGCUGUUGAGAAACAAUGUGUGCAGAUGUUUUCACAAGAAGAUUUGGCAGUUGAACUUAAACCAAGUUUAUCAACUAGUGGUGACUAUUUGUCAUCCUUAGAUACAAAACCUUCAGAGGAUACACUGUCUUAUACCUUGGAGCCAAUGUGUGAUAUUGCUGAUGAUAUGGUACAUGCCAUUUUAGAGAAGUUGAUGACUCUUGCAUCUUAUAAGAAAAGUGAACUUCCUCCUGAAGACACGACUAAUCAUUUCCAACAACAAAUAAAUACAGAGCCAACACAUAAAUUACAGAAAAAACCUGACCAAAAAAGAUCUAGUCCUGAAUCUGAUGCUGCUAAUCUAAUUAUGAAAGAAGAAAUGCAAAACUUAAUAUCAAGUAUUUUUUCACAGUCCUCUCUAGUUUGUCAUGUAGAAGAAGCAAUAAGCACUAUACUAGGCUAUGUACAAACUGAACUUAAUAAUGAGAGACUUAUUGCAUCUGAAGAAACAGUAGUACUUCUUCAGCUACUGGAUGAUGUCUUAACUCAGCUUCACCCAGAGCCAGCAAAAGCAAGUGUUAAAAAACACAGACAACCUAGAGUAAGGAAUCUUCCUGAUACUGAAGAAAAGUAUAGAGUCACUGGCAGUAGGUCAUUUAAUGGUCCUAGAACUAAAAGACCAUUUCCCCCCGUUAAUGUUCCAGGCAUGGUUCUAUAUUCUGAAGACGAUGAUGAGGAAAUAGAUAACCUCGUGAAAAGUGUGCUUGAUUCAUCCUUCAGUGGUGAAAAAACAAAACCACAAGAGCAGAUUACUAACCAUUCGGCUACAAAGAGAGAUACUUGUUUUGAACGCAAAAGAAGUAAUAAACAACCAACAGAAACUUCUCAAAGCAAAGCUGGACAUCAUGACUGGGGAUUAGGGUUGAAGUUAUCUCUUAGUGGUGAAGACAUUGUGAAGACAAAGCACUGCUUGACUAAUGAUGCUUCAAUUUUCAGCCAAGAUCAAAAGCAUGAAAUACAAAAGGCUUCAGAAAAUAUAGUUAAACACAUUUUAACAGAAAUGUUCAAGGAUAUGUCUUCUGAUUCAUCUCAUUACUCAGGAAACAAAAUUGGUGAAGAGACCUCUGAUUUCAUCUUAGAAAAAUCUCAAGGACUACAAAAUCAAGAAUGGAUGGAACAGAUGUUCUCUAGGUCAGAAAUUUGUGCAUUUGCACAUGAAAUAACAGAUUCUGUGAUAAAUAUACUCCACAAGGCCUCAAAGUACAUUCCUCAUACCAUUAAAAACGCUAUUUCAUCAGUUCAUCAAUCUUGUUUAGAGCAUUCAGAUACUCCACAAACAGCCAAAGAAAUACCAACUAAAACACCAUUCAAAGUAUGGUUUGACAGUGAAAAGAAAAUGAAAUAUUUAUCUUCACUCAAUGUAGAGCUUGAAAAGACAUCCCAGUUAAGGUCUGGAGAAUGUGAACCUAAGCGUGUAAAUGAUAUUACUGAUAAGAUCAUUAAUACAAUUUUUAAAAGUCUGACGUUAUUUGUUUGUCCAAAAUUACAAAGAGGCAACAAACCUUCACAGAUAGAGAAAUCAUUACAUUCUCAACUUAGUACUUACACAAUGAAAAUAGUCAACAUCGUCUUACAUGCUAUACAGAAUGAACUAGGACUCAAUAAUAUAAACCCAAAUACUAGAGAUACAGACCAUAUCAAGUGUCAUGCAAGCAAAGGCUUGUUUGCUGAUCCCAAUGAAGCAGUAGACUCCCAUAUCUGCAGUGUCGAUGAGUUUAUGGAAAGUCCAUUACUGACAUGUAUUUGUGAAAUGAUAUCAUGUACAAAUGAAGAUCAAACAAAUACUUCAACCUCUACAGAUAAGACACUAUCUACAUUAUGCGGGUCUGACAAUGUUAAUAAACAAAACAUUUUGUCAAGUAAACAGGAUAAAACCUCAUUUCGAAAAUUUAUGGCUACACCUUGUAUUCGCCACAGCACCCUCAAUAGAAAGGAUUUGAAAGAUAGUCCCAAACUGAAGGUGUUAGAUCAAAUUGGAGAAACACUCCAUGAAAUGCUUAGCAAACUCCCGGAAGCCCAUCAUGAUUCUCAGCCAUCUUCCAGUCAGCAAAACACAGAGAAGUCACAUAAGGAUCCUCUAGCACUGUCUAAUGUUCAACUCAUUUCUAAAACAAUUCUGGAUUAUGUCCUUGCAAAACUAUGUGAUAUUGACCAAGAUAAAAGCAUUGUAAAUUCUGAAUUGAAAACUGCCUCAGAAUCACUUGACAUUGACAACCUAUCAUUUGCUUCAAUUAUGGAGGAAAUGGCAAAAUGCACCUACAUGAUCUCAAACACAAUUUCCAAAAUGGUAAUGGGUAAAAAAGAGAUUCCUAAAAAUGAAGCAAAAAAUGAUCUCCCAGUGUCUUCCAAAACUGAGAACUCAGAAGAAAUGUGCCCAGAUAAACUGAAAGCUGUUGCUUCAGAUAUUCUUAACGUGGUUUUUGCUAAACUGGAACUAUUUGCCGGUGGAAAUGAAGAAAACGUCAGUGUUCUUAAUGAUGAAAAUAAAAAAGAGACUAUGAUGGAUUGUGAAUGUGAAAGCAGAAAUUCUACAGAUUCACAUGAUAAAUCAUUGCAGUCUACUUUAUACAAUCAUGCAAAGAAGGUAUCAAGUGCUAUUUUGAAAGCCAUUCAAACAGAAUUAAAUAUUGACCCAUCAGAUUGUAAGGAAAAUAUAAAAAGCUCAACACAGGAGACACAAAUAUUUACAAAAAUAGUUGAUUUAAUUUUAGAUGUAGUAUCUUCAGACAUGUUUACUGAACCUGAAUCUGAGAACAGAGGCACUGAAAAUUAUGGAUAUCGACCAAUUUAUGGAAAUUUUCUUCCUGGAGGAGCUGAGCCAGAGUCAUUUCUAGAUAGUGAUGACAAACAAAAUAAGGAAUUCAUUGGAGAUAGAACAUCACCCAGAGAAGAAACCAGCACCUUUUCUACUGACCAGUGGAUCCUAGAAAGAACCUUAAACAAAAUUGAAGUAAAACUCAAAGAACCACACAAAUCUCCAAUUGUUCCCAUUAUAAGAAAUAUUUUGAAUGAAAUUUUUCAAAGUGCUUUAAUCAAUCAAUUAAAUGUUGUUUCUCUCUCACACUCUCAUUUUACUGGUAGGCCUCAUAAUAUUCCUGUGUCAACUAUUCAAACAUCUGCUCAAUUUAGGGAUCCGUUGAUGGGCCCUUUAGUGUCUGACACAGAUGUAACUGUAGUGGUAAAUGAUGUGGUUAGGACCGUAUUUCACAAACUUUUUUCAGCUGCCAUGACAGAAAAACCUGUAAGUGAAAACAGAUGUGAAACAAUCAUCUUUUCAACCAAUGUUUCUUUUCGUGAGCAUACCUACACAGGAAACAGACCUGUCACUAUGUUAAGUGGAAAUCCGUGUGACAUUCAGUCUAGCUGGAAUGUUGACAAACAGACCAAAAUAAAUGUAGUUGAAGAUAUUGUGCAGGCAAUAUUACAAAAUUUAGAAAAUUUUGCUGCUUCCAAAGUAGAAUCUCUCUUUCAUCCCCAAAUCAACUUCAGAGUUCCAGUGACUUUGCCAGUACAGCAGCAAGAGGGAUCACUAAGCACAGCAUUGUCAGGCAACGACUCCUAUUCUGAUAAGCAAUUUCCCUGUAGUUCGGUGGAGCAUGGUACCCCAGGAAAGAUGGACUCGUGGUGCCAACUGUCUUUGUCCAGAUUAAAUAUUUAUGCAAAAGAAGUGGCUAGGAAAAUUUUACAAGGUAUCAAAUAUGAGUUAGAUAAAGAACAGGAAAGUCCUCUCCUGACAAAUAAUGUUGUGGUUUCCGAGAAUAUUGCAAGUCAGAUUGUUAACACAGUGCUCGAUAUUGUGUCAUGCAAAAGCAAGUGUGACAAAAACAGUUCUGACCAGGAUAAUUAUUCAGAUCAGCAAGAUGGUAUUAUUGAAAGGCUAGUUAAUAAGGCAGAUUAUCGAAAAAUACUUGAGUUUCAAAUUCAAGAUACCAUUGAAGGGAUCUUAUGUGAUAUUUAUGAAAACAUUAUACACCAGAAUAACCUCUCAUUUGCCACACCCACUCUGCAAUAUAGUAUCCCUGGCACACACUCAGAAGUAAAUAUCCAACCAGUUGUUAGGGGUACAAAUAUUAUUCCUAAAGUGUCAGUUCCUAAAACAGAUGUCAUUUUGGUGUCGAAAGACAUAGUGAAUAUCGUGCUUCGUAGCCUUACUUCCUUGGUCAUGCUUGCUAUAAAUGCAAAGGAUCCUGCUUCCACAAGAUUGGCCUUCUGUGAUAUGUUUCCAAAAUCACAGUGCCAACAGUCUCUUUUUAUAACACAGAGAACUGAAGAAAAACCGGGGCAUUUUUCACAUUCAGAAGAUAAGAGUUUAGCUUAUGCUGAUGUUUACCAGAUGCCCAUGAAGAGAAAGGAAGACACCAGGGAACUCACACAGGAUCCAUGUGAGGAAAAUGCCAACUUCAUUACUGAAACUAUUUUUAAUCGAUUACAGUCUUUUGCCACAGAAAGAAUAAAUUCAUUAAUUUCUCCUGCUUUGCAGUCUAAUAAGGAAAACGUAUUUAUUAGCCCCAAAUUUGAAAAUGGUAAACACGAUGACAGCAUUUUUCAUGAACCAGGCCAAGUUGAAUCUGGUGUGAAUGUCCUAAGAUUACCAACAACUGAAGCAGACCCUAGCCAUGAACUUGUGGAACCCGUUUUUUCCAGCUGUGGAGAAAGUCUUGAAACCACAAUCCAUUUAUCACAAACUACCCUUAAGGACUAUGCUGACUUCAUUGCCAGUGCUAUUUUGAAGCUUAUUAAAAAUGAUUUAGACUUAGAAACACAAAGUAUGCACACAUAUUCAAACAGCAUUUUAUUUCAAAAAAAUAUCAUUGUGAGUGAAAUUGUCACUAGUAUCUUAAGGAUUUUGCACAAUAAAGGAUCUGUGAAGGAAUUUUUUUUACCCUCACCAGAGAAUCCCAGUUGUUCACAGUUAACUAUACCAAAUGAAGUUUUGCUGGGAUUCAAAGAGAAGGAAAAUACUGGCACAUUAUCAAAUCCCCCAUUGGAAGAAAGCCAAAUGAUACUGGAAAAGGAAAGCCAAAGAGUUAUGUUGGAAGAAAUAUUUAUGAGAAAAGGAGAAUCAAAGCCAAAAGAAAACAGCAAAGUAUUCAGUGCAGUGGAAGAGGUUUUGAAAAAGUUGAGUCAAAACAUAAUGGAAAUCAUAGGCCACUUGCCUCCAUUUAAUGAAAUUCCUUACGUUGUGUCUAAGUCUAAAAGUAAAAUGUCAGUUAUAACACAGAAGAAAUUAUUCCAGUCUCAUAUUAACAAUGUAUCAAAUGAUAUACUUGAAAAUAUUUUGGGAGAAAUGCACUCUGUCAUUGUGACAUCAUUAUACAAAAAAACUAAAAGCAGGAGAGAGGUAGAAAUGCAUGACAACAAUGAUACAUCAGCAAAACCACCAUGCUUUAAAGAAACUAAACUAACAAGAAAAAUAAGUAAUACCCCUAGAUUUGGGGGACCAGAAAUGCAUCCUUAUGCUGACAAUUUAAAUGCUCUUGUGUUAGAAAACAUGUUUUUUCCAUAUUCACCAUUGCAAAUUGGAAGAUAUUUAGUUCAAAUAGUUCUUGAUAAGUUGUCCAGUUUUGUUUCCCUGCAUCUAGAAGAGAGAUUUCCCUUUGAAGGUAGUUAUGAUGACAUGUACCUUCUUAGGCUACAUAAUUCUAAACUUAGCCCUAAGAACAGCCCUAGGCCAGGAUGUAAAACAAGUUUAAAAGCAAGGUCAAAAGUUACCUCUCUCUCUAAAUUUAAAACAAAACCACAUCUAGGCAUUAGUGGUACUAAGUCCAAAAGCAAGACCAAGUUAGGUGCUGUAGAGAAGACUCCAAGAGAGAACCGAUCCCAAACCGCCAUUGGACUACCACAAACUCCAUCAACAGAGGAUGCCAAAGUCGUGCUGAAAACAAAACUACCAACUUCAGAAUUAAGAGUUUAUGCAAAGAAUAUAAUAACUGAUAUUUUAGAAAUAAUUAUGAAAGAACUUGAGAAAGUGGUACAAAAUAGGACCGUGUUAAAUACAAAAACGUUACCAUCUGGUCAAAUCCUUGAAGCAAGCAAAAUUGUCAAUGCGGUAUUGCAAGAAUUGUAUGCUACAAACAAUCACAAUAUGGCUUCUCCAAUUAAUGUCUCAAAUCUGGGUGAUCAUCGCCUAUCAAAGCAGAAUCUGGGUGCAGGCUCCCCUACUGAGCAGCAGGCAUGUUUUUAUUUAGAGAAUGUUUCCUCACAGCUAGAGCAGAUUUUUCCUAAGGAAGGUAUAUUUAAAAAAAUGUUUGACAAAUGGCAAACAGAAACAAGUGAUACAGAAAAUGAAAAGUCUAAACUUUUAACCAUAGCUGAAAACAUUUUGACUGAAAUUUCAAUUAAAGCAAAAGAUUUGGAGUAUUCACUUUCACUUUUAAAUUUACCACCUCUUGAAGAUUGUGAAAACAGAUUCUAUGAUCGCUUUAAAUGUGGAGCUACUAGAGCUGAGGAUACAAAAGCACAGAUAAAUAUGUUUGGACGUGAAAUUGUCGAAAUGUUAUUUGAAAAAUUACAGCUGUGCUUCUUGUCUCAGAUGCCCACUCAAGAUAGUAAGGGAAUUCUAACAAGUAGGAAAGAACAUGUUGCUGCUAAAAGUAAGCAUGGUGUUCCAAACAAGCACAUCCUCAGUGGUGUGCAGACCUGUAAUAAGAAGAUGAAAGACCAAGUAUCUAUAAGCCCUAGCAACCAAAUUGUGCAAGAGAUUGUAGAAAGAGUCUUAAACAUGUUAGAGUCAUUUGUGGACUUGAAGUUUAAGCAUAUCUCUAAAUAUGAGUUUUCUGAAAUAGUUAAAAUGCCUAUAGACAAUCUCUUUCAAGUGCAACAGAGACAAUUAAGCAAAAAGAUGUUGCCAAAGUUACAACCAUUUAGAAAGUUUGGAGAGGAACCCAAGUCAAGUACUAUUAUAUCCAAAGAAAACGUACAUAACACACUCCUACAGGUUCAUUCAUUCCAUUCAGAAUUACUUACGUAUUCUGUCACUACCGUCAGUGACAUGCUUAGUAUAAUUAAGAAUAAGCUAGACAAAGAAAUAAGCCAAAUGGAACCAUUUCCAGUUAGCACACUGAAAGAGAAUAUUGCUGCCAGUGAAAUCAUUGGUACACUGAUAGACCAGUGUACUAAUUUCAAUGAGUCUUUGAUCACAAACCUUCACAACAAAAAUUGGUUUGAAGGAACUGAGAAUGUUUACAUUGUUAACCAGGUUGAAUUUGCGUCUCAUAUGAAAAUGCCUGCAUCAAAGAUGAGAAACACUAGUAUGAGGAGUAACUCUCCACAGAGGAGUGUAUCUGGCUUGGGGCUUAAUUCAGAGGAUGAUACAAAACAAAAGUAUGAGAUCACGUCCAGUUCAUCCUCACACGUCAGUUCCUGUGUCGAAAACAAAAUAAAAAGCUCGGACCCAACAGGAAGUUACAAUUCAAAUGCUGUGCCAUUAUGUUCUAGAAACAAAGCACAAGACCAGAGCCAAACGAACCCAAACUUUGGACUUUUUGAGGGAUCCACCAGUAGUAACAAUUCUCUUCCUGAAGGCAGUGUGUUACAAAAAUUAUUUAAGAAAGCAAAUGAUUCCACAGAAGAAUCUCUAAAACAAGCCAUGUCAUUUAUAGAAAUGGGGAAAGGUGAAAAUCCAAGGGUUUUUCAUUAUGAGACCACCAAACCAACUGAGCCAAAUGAAAUUAAGACAACUGCUUCCCCACUCAAAAUAUGUUUAGCUGCAGAUAAUAUUGUUAACACAGUACUGUCAAGCUAUGGCUUUCCCCAGCAGCCACACCCAGAUGAAAGCCUGGAGACUGUGAAACCAUUUCUCAUGUCUAGUCAAAAUUCUUUGUCUUCAGUAUGUGAAGGACAAAAGAAUGAGAACAAUUUGCUUAAAAUGUGGUAUAAACGAAUGGACUGUAUGAAUGAGGAAGAAAGCGAAGGACUUGAAGCCUGCCAAGGGGAUUUUUCUUUAUUACACAAAUGGGAAAAUAAAAACUCCAAACUGACAUCAGAGACUUUGGAGGAAACGGACAAGAUCACUUUCGUUGAUCAUGAACUGGGUCCAAAUGAAAUGCAUUUGGUGGCAAGACAUGUUACUACAUCUGUGAUCACAUACUUGAAGCACUUCAAAGAUGCAGUUUCAACUGAUGGGAAGUUGUCUCAUGUUUCUUCACUUCCAAAGAAAAAUUAUGAUUCAAAUCAGCCUCUAAAACGCAUAUACAGUAAUUCCUCAAUAUAUCAGUUUUGUGAACAUCUCUCUGAAUCUGUCAUCUGCUACUUAAUUUCAAACUUUUCAGAUGACACCGAAGAGGGUAACAGAGACAAUGCAUGGAAAAUCCAAGAUGUAAUUUCUAACAAAAAUAUCUCAAUUCAUUCUCAAGUGUAUCAGAGCAGGUCUAUUUCCAUUGGAGAACUUGCUUUAAGUAUUUUUGAAGUUAUCAUUGAAAUUCUUUCUAAUGGAAACAUUAUAAGUGCUGACAUGGCACACCAGGCUUCCAUAAAAACCAAGUACAGGUUCUGUCCACGAGUGACUUCCUCCGAUAUUGAUGAUAUCUUUCAAGAUCUCUUAAAAGGAGUGAUUUUUGUAUUGUCCAAAGUACUAGGAAUAAAUCAUCACUUUGAAAAUAAUGUAAGAAACAAAACAUAUCCUAUAUUUAGAAACAGUAUGCCUAUUUUCAACAAAAUCAAUACCAUGGAAACUCAGACAGGCCCCAGAGACUGGGAAUCAUCUCCUCACCUAAUUGAUCACCAUGCUCAAAGAAAUAAAUUAAAUUAUCUGGCAUGUAGGUUAAACAGUCUGGUUGGUAACCUAAAAUCUCAUGAAUCCAAAGAAGUUGUCAAUGAAGUCUUUAAUAUUGUUUUAGAUUUAUUUUUACCAGAUGAAUUCCCAGAUGGGGAUAUGAGUUCUGGUAAACUAGCAAGAACAUUUUUGACCUCAAAUAAUCAACAAAGUAAUAGAAUCCUUACAAAUAAUCUAGGACUUUCCCCUAAAUCAAUUUUUCUUCUCAAUAUUGUGUGUGAGAAACUUAUUAGAACACUUCUAGAAAAAUGCACAGGCGCUACAUUUCUUGAGGAUAGUUCUAUUUUCCGUGAAGUAGCAGAAGAAUGUCAACAUGGAAAAUUACUUGGAAGUGUUCAAGGUAGAGAUUUCGAUUACCUUGAGGCACCAAUGGACUGUGAACAAUUUCAAGGAGAUUACAUGGCAGACCUUUUGGAAAAUCUGGCAGACGUGGAUCAAGAUUUAUUAUCAUCAGAUUGUGUACUUAAUGUUAUAUCCCACAGCUUGGUUAAAUCUUUGAUGGAUAAGCUAUCACAUGGUUUUCAACAAGCUCCUUUUGAAAACAAAUGCAUGAGCUAUGCAACAAGAGAAAUUCAGCCCUUUUUCCCAAAAGCAAAAAGGCAAGAAUUAAUAGAAUUGGGAGAAAAGAAUGCCCACGUAAGUUUCAUGAGCUAUGACAGUAACUUUUUGAACAGGUCCUUGAAUAAUCCCAAUGCAGCUGGCUUUAAAAUGCAAACACCAUUUGGCAAACAAAGGGCAGUAAAGCCUUUCUCUUUGUCACUUCCUGAUAGAGAAGAAACAAGGGGAAUGAACACAAUAGCCUUUCGUAAGCUAUGUCAAAGAGGAGCAAAUGGUGGUGUUUAUUCAGCCACGUUUUUGGAGGACAUAAUCUCACAAUUAUUUUUUAAGCUGACUACCUCAUUGUGGAGGAAAAAUAUAAGCAUCACUGAAACAUGGCUCAAUGAGAUAAAUACAUCACUUAUCAACAAUGUAGUGAAUGAGUUAAAUAAUGCUCAAAUCACUGUUCUAAGGUAUCCUGAAGAAAGGCUCUAUUUUCCAUCAGCACAUAAAGGAUGUGUUACUAAGAUUGUUGAUUCCAUUUAUUAUGAUGUUUUACAGCAAUAUGAAUUUAAAGUAACCUGUGGGGAUAAUCUGCCAUAUGAUGACACUUCAGUAGCUGAACAAAUGUCUAAUAGCAUAUUCUUAGAGAUUGUAGACUAUCAGCUUCCAUCUUGCUUCAAGGGAAAGCUCAAAUCAAAUUUAUAUCAUACUCUCAAUGCUGAAAUCAUACUGCAUAAACUUCAAAAUAAUCUAAGAAAAUUUAUCUCUGAACCCAUGUCUUCGAAAGAUUAUAGCACCAUGUUACCACACUCAUUUUUAGAAUAUGUCAUCAGAAGACUUUUGGCUCAGCUUAUUCCCCUGCCUGUUAAGCCUUCAUCUUUAGAAAAACAGUGUUUAAUGUGUUCAAAUUUUAAUGAAAUGACCAACUCUAUAACAAAUAAAGUUAUGUCAGCCAUUUCAAAACAUAAAAUCUGGUUCACCAUCUAUGAUAAUCAAUGUCUCCACACAGAUAAAAACCUCCAAAAGAUGGUAGAUUCUGUUUAUAGUAAUAUUUUACAAAUGUCUGAUUCUCUUGAUUUAAUACAGAAGAAUAUAAUUAGUAGAAGUCCAAUUAUGAUUGACCAAAUAGCCAGUUUCAUUAUCCAAGAGAUUAUUGAAAACCAUCUUCGACCAUUUUUGUGUGGAGAGAUUUUACCUCGCCCCAAAACUCCACUUGAUGAGGUAUCUUAUAUGGUCAAACAAGUUCUCAGUGAAGUUGUAGAGUCUCACAAACUCCAGAAGCCAUCACCUCUUGACAUUUACCCUGAUAAAUUUGUAGGGGAAAUUGUUACCAGAGUUUUAUCAAAGAUUUUUAGCCCGAAGCCUAAUACUAAUGCUGAGCUGGAAAAUAUGACCCAAAAAAUAGUAAACUCAGUGAACAACCGUUUAAAUAGAGCUAAAAUUCCUAUUCUAUGCGAUAAACAAUCAUCCUUUCCAUUUGGUGAUGCAGAUAUUGUAGAUGAACUUGUCACCUCAGUAUAUAGAAAUGUUUUGAAGCAGCAUGGGCUAGAUCCUGACAUUGAAGAAUCUGAAAAUAGUGAUGCUUUUGUGGAAAAUAUUGCCAAAUUAAUCAUAGCAGCUAUUUCAGACUACCUUCUUCACCCACUGUUUUCUGGUGAUUUGUCAGCUGCUUCCUGUUCUAAUUCAAUGGCUGACAAUAUUGUUUUUAAUGUUCUUGAUGACGUCAAUAAUUCUAGUAAGCCAAACCAAUAUUUACCUCCAUAUAAUACAUUGCUACCAUAUACAUUUUUAGAAGAUAUGAUCAGAGUACUAUUAUCUAAAUUUUUCCCUCUUCCCAAAGUGGCUUCAAAUACAGCUCUAAAGGAUAAGGGAGUAAAUUUUAAUGAAAUUGCUUCCAAUCUUAUCAGUGACAUUAGGAGAAAAAUUUCCCAACAUGAAAUUAGAUUUUCAAAAGAUGAAGAUAAAGCCAAGUCCUGUUACUCAGAAGAUGAUGUUCGCCAUCUUGUUGAUUCUGUUUUCACAAAUAUUUUAGAAAACUCUGAUUCUCAAGAAUCAGUGGAAGAAAAUAUCACAAAAAGUAAUGAUGUUUUAAUUGACAAAAUUGCAGGUUUCAUUAUUAAAUAUGUAUGUGAACACCAUCUUCAGCCAUUUGUGGAAAAAAGGCAAUUAGCUUCUUCAACAUGUGAAUGUUUUGAUGACACACAGAAUUUCAUUUACGCUAGUGCUUAUUCUUCAACUUUUUUGGAAGAUGUGGUCUCUGGAGUAGUAAGCAAAAUAUUUCACAGAGUGGUUGGCAUUGUCCAAGUGGAGUCAACAAGAAAUUCAGAAGAUGUUCUGUUUGAUAAAGCUGAAAGUCUCAUAUAUUGGAUAACAGAGGAAUUUUCAAAAGCCCAGGUUACAACUAUAGAAAAUGCUGAGGAACGGUUGUGUUUUCCCCCAGUAGAGAAAGAUGUACUCAAAAACAUGAUUGGCACUGUGUACGGCAAGGUUUUAGAAGAAUAUGAAAUGGAAAUGAUGCCUGAUAAAGAUUUUCUAGAUGACACAAAGGCUUUGGCUGGCCAGAUAACCAAAAUCAUUCUGACUGAAAUUUUUGAUUUCCAGAUUCCACCAGAUCUUAUAGAAAAUCUGCCUUUAAGUUUACAUUCAAAACUUAGUCAAAAUGCUUUGGUAAAUAGAGUCCAUUAUGAUAUUAGUAAAUCAAGAUUCCGAAGACAAGCAUCAACAAUAUAUACUACUAUGCUCUCACAUAUUCACUUAGAAAAAAUAGUGACUCAGCUUAUAUCUCAGAUAAGUCCAUCACAUUCCAGUGGAGAACAUUCUGAUACUUCUCAAUCAGACUUAAGUAACACAGUUAUGAAACUGAUAAAUGAAAUCAUGUCAAUAAUUUCAAAACAUGCAAUAUGUAUUGUAAAACAUGGAAAUGAAAAACAAAGUAUGAUUUCAGAAAAAGACAUGCAGUCAAUGGUUGACUCUAUUUAUGCUGAUCUUUCUCAUUCAAAUCUAUACCAGUCUCUUACAAAGGAUAAAAAAGGUGUAAGUAGCAUACCUGUUUCAAAAAUAGCAAGUUUUAUAAUAAAAGAGAUCUUUAAUCACCAUCUAGAGUCAUUCUUAUCAGGAGAUAAAAGUUUUCUUUCAGCUUCAGUUGCUCAACCUUGCAAGAAAAAAGCAACAAACCCUAAGCAAAGAGAAUUGUCAGCGUCAUUUGUUCAACCUUGCAAGAAGAAAGCAACAAACCCUAAGCAAAGAGAAUUGUCUUUCAUUAUGAACUCAGCUGUCUUUUUGGAGGAAGUGAUUUCUGAUCUUUUAUGCAGAAUUCUUCAGACAUUCCUACAGAAUUCCUUGGCUGAUGAAACCCCAGAGAAAGCAAUAGCCAAAAUAAUGGAUAUCGUUACAGCAUUAGUAAAAUCAAUUGUUUUAGAGUUCACUACAUCUGAAAUUUUACUUGCAGAAAAUUUGGAUGAGAGUCUAUGGUUUUCAGAGACAUAUAAAGAAAUGGUUCAAAAAACAGUCAACUCAGUUUAUGAAAAUAUAUUAGAUCAAUAUAAAUCACUGAUGCAGCUACACAGGGCAGUACAAAAUGACACUACUUGUUUUGGAGGAAAAAUAUAUCAUUUUCUACUGGAAGAAAUUUAUGAUUAUCAGGUGCAGUCGUUAGUUUCAGGUGAACUAAUGCCUUCUUCCUAUUCUUUCCCUCGAGCUGAAAAUAUCAUCAAAAAUGUGCUCAACGUUAUCUUGAAGGAUACCAAUGCCUUGCCAUCAUGCAUUACAGUGCUCCCUUGCUCUCUAAUAGAAAAUAUGAUUUACAAGCUUUUAGUAAAUAUCUUCCCUACAGAUGACACUACAAGUAAACUAAAGGAGAAAGAGGUUGGGCCAGAUGAUGAUGACGAGUUCAUGGCUGCAGCUUCAAAACUGACUGAUGAAAUUAUAAAAGAAAUUUCUGAGCAUGAGAUCAGAUUUGCUGCUGAAGAGGAGAAUGUAGAGAGUGUGCAACAGGGAACCACUGAGAAUUUCAUCGAUUCUGUAUGUAAUAAUAUUUUGAAAAACUCUGAAUUCCAAGCAGAAGUACAGAAAGAUGCACACAAAAAGGGAAGUUCAUUUCUCAGUAAAAUGGCUGGUUUCAUUAUGAAAGAAAUCAUGAAUCACCAUUUGCGGCCAUUUUUAUAUGGUGAAGACUCACCUUCUGGUAACUUACCUGAUUAUGGCCGUGCUUCUGUUCUUGCUAAGUCUGGGAAAGAAAAGUCACAACCUUCUCUAUUUUCAGCUGCAUUUUUAGAAGAUGUAAUUGUUGACCUUGCUCACAAAUUUUCUUCUUUUGCAACUCUUACUGAAGAUUCUAGGAAAAAAGAUAUGCCAGAGCCAGAAGUUGAAAGCUUAGCUCUAAACUUUGCAAACUCUCUCGUACAGGAAUUUAGGAAAAGUGAAAUCAAAGUUUUACCACAUGCUGAAGAAAUAUUUUCUUUCCCACCAAUUGGGAAGGAGACAGUUAAUGAGAUAUCUAAUUCUGUAUAUGAUCAGUUCAUAGGGAAAUUUGGAUCUGAUAGUAUUCAGAAAGAUAACACUGGUAACAUUGUUAUAGAAAUGGUUUCUUCUUUAGCCCAGAAGGCAAUUUCGUCAUUCAAGAUUCAACCACUAUUUUCAGGAGACUGGUGUUCAACUUUCUUUUCAUUUCUAGAUCCAGAAAAUAUCACCCAAAGGGUUCAACUUCUACCACAGAAAACCUCCAUGCAGAUUAGUCGAUGCUUAAAACAGAGCCAGCUUGCUCUAUCUAAAGACACAUCAAUGAAAAAAGAUGAUGUCCAAUGUCCAAUACUUAACUCUAUAGCUACCCUGAUGAAAAGCAAUAUCAUCAACCUGAUGUCAGGAUCAACUACAGGCAUCACAGAUACAAAGAAAGAUGAUGAAAAUAAAUUGAAAUCUGCCCCUCAAAAAUAUGAGAAUGCCUCAAAAGUUAUGUCUCCAACUAUCAGUGUGAAAAGUAAAGGUACUCAAGUUCAACAUUUGAGUGACAAAUGUAAAAGUAAUGAAACUGAGAAAGAGAACUUAGUUCUAAUCAAUGAGCAGGGGCAGAUGAUUGAAAUAUACACCCAUUUUGCAGUAGCUACUGUUGAAAACAGUUCUGAGAAGGAGGAACUUGUAUCAGAUUUGGUAAUAGACAAUGAAAGUAAAAUGGACAAUGCCAGUAAAAGCAUAGUGAAAACAGAUGAAAAGCCCAAGAGUAAGCGUAAAGAGAGCAUAAAAGAAAAAACUGUAAAAAUAGCCCAACAGCCUGUUACAGAAGAGAGGACACAAUCUGUAAGUGAAACAGAUAGAUAUGAAGAACCCUACUCAGAAACUGAACGUGUUGAAAAUGUCAUUGAAAAUAUUUAUGACAAUAUUUUAAUAUCUUCUCAAGAGCAAUUGGAUUUUUUCAAACCAACAUACAGCAAAGGUGUCCCAAGUGAUAAACCUUUGGUUAUAGGUCAAGAUUCUGCACAGCCUGUUCCAACAAAGGGUUUAUCCCCAUCAGUUAACACAGACACCACUGCUAAAGAGAAAGUAAUUGAAGAAACUGAAACUAAAAGAAAAGAGAAGAGUGAGAUCAAAAAAGAGAAAGACAUUAAAAGUCUUCCUAGUAAGCCAGACCAUCCGCAAUCCUCAUCAGAAAGUAAACCUACAAUUAUUCCUGCUAUGUUUCUAGAAGACGUGCUCACUGAAUUGGUGAAUAAACUAAUAUUUACACCUUCACCAGAACCCAAAAAGUAUGAUAGUACUCCAAAGGCAAGUGAGGACCAAAACCAAGAUGAACUUUAUGACACAGCUAUGAAACUCAUUGACUCAAUGUUGAAGCAAUUUUCAGAUGCAGAAGUUAAGGUAUUUAGGCCAGAGAAAGGAAAUGAGAUUUUCACAAAAGCGACCAAAGAAUCAGAAGUUCAUCCAGUUCAUACAGUACCUCCUGUGUUGAAAGAAGCAGUUACAGGUGAACCAGCAUCCAGCAUGACUAUUGAAAAUGUGGAUAAAUUGCCACCUACACAAAAAGCCACUGAACAACCCUCUUUCCACAAGAUCCCCUCCCUCCAUAGAAUGCCAUCAAUUGAAAAAUCAGUUGUCAAUAAAAUUGUUCACUCUUGUGUUUGCAAUGUUUUAAAGGAAUGUACAUCUCAAGAGUCUGUUUGCAAGAAUAUCAACAGUAAUGGGGAAAAUCUAGCAAAAAGGCUAACUAGCACAGUGAUAAGUGAAAUUUUUCAACAUCAGCUUAACUUGAUGUUUUCUGAUGAGAUACCAGCUUCAGCAUGUGUGCCUCUGGAAUCAAAAGAUGUUGAGAAAAAGGUCCAAAAGGCUGUGGAAACAGCCAGUAAAGAAUGUCAAACUUCAUCUCCAUAUACUAUAAAGUUGCCUUUCAAAUUUUUAGAUGAUGUUAUUUCUGCUCUUUUGGCAAAAGUAUUUUCAAAACUAUCUAAUGUCAAAACGAAAAUAUCUCAACAAACUCCUUUGACACAACUUGACUUCCUUCAAAUGAAGUUAGUAAAUACAGUUGCAGCAGAGAUUGCCAAAAAUGAGGAUAUGAUUAUACAGUAUGUAGAAUCCUUGCAUCCAAAUGAUGAUGAAAUUAUUCAACUGGUGGUUCAGACCAUUUAUAAUAAUCUUUUGCCACAGUUUGGAACACAGGAAACCAUACAAAAUUGUAUAGCUAGUGGAUGCAGACUACUUUCAAAAACAAUAGUGGAUUUAGUUCUAAGAGAAGUGGCUGGCAAUCAGUUACAGAACUAUUUUGGUGGUGAGUUGACUCCAUAUCAGUGUGCAGAAGUUGACAAUGUUGUUGAAAAUAUCCUCACUAAUGUUGCCUUAACUACUUCACCACAGCCACCACAUCCUCGUAAACUAUCUUAUCACGUAAUAGAAGCAAUUUCUGUAAAGUUCUUAUCAAAGCUUUUAUCCGUGUUUCCAACAGUGCAUACAGUAAAAACUAAAUCUCCGGAAACUGAAAUGCAAAAAAUAAGCUCAAAAAUAUUAAAGUCAAUCCAAGAAUGUAUGUCAAAAAGUAAGAUCAAAGUUGUAAAACCUGCCAAGGAAUUGGAACCCGAGCCUUUAGCUGAUGAUGCAACUAUUGAAAAAGUAGCCAAUUCUGUUUAUGCCAAUCUUUUAAAACACUCAGGCUCUCCUGCGUCUGUAUUUGAAGAUUUAAUGGGUAAGAACAAUGUCCUUCCUGACAUAAUAGGUUCGUUAAUGGUAAAGGAGAUUUCCAAUUCAGAAUUUCAAGCUCAAGCAGAAGAAGAACUUUCAAGUUCUGAAAUAGCUCUAGAAGCUGUCAAAAUUAUGGAAAAGGUGGUGAAAAUUAUUGAUGAACUUAAAUCAAAAGAAAAAUCUUCAUCCAUAAAAGAUUUGAUAUUAGACUCCAGAGUUUUGGAGGAAGCUUUGGCCUUGUUUUUGGCUAAACUAGUAAAGAAGCCUGGUCCUGAGAGCAAAGACACAGACAAUUUAACAAAGCCUGAGUUAAAUAAAAUUGCAUCUCAGUUAACAAAAUCUGUAACAGCUGAAAUUUCCAGAAGUAACAUAAGUCUUGUGGAUUCUGAUCCUGAAGAACAACCUUUAGAUCCAGAAAACAUUGAAAAAAUUUCUCAGGUUAUUGAUUCUGUUUAUAGUAAUAUAAUAAAACAGUCUGGAGACGAUAAUGAACUCUAUGAUAUGAAAGGUACAAAGAAAUUAUUCCCUAAGAAAGUGGCUAGCUUAAUUGUCAAUGGAGUUUCAAAUGUUCCAUCAUGUAGAGUUAUCACAAAGAGUUCUGAUGCUGGUGUCUUUGGAGAUCUAGACACAAAUCGAAUCAUUGAAAAGGCACAAAAGCAUGCUGCACGAAUGAACUCUGACUCCGACAAAGAGUUGGAUGAUGUAGUAGAAGAUGAACUUCCGGUUAGAAUAAUUCCACAUAUCGGGAAUAAACCAUUGAAAAUAGAUCCAAAUAUCAUCGCAGAACACUUAGCAGUUAUUUCUAUGAAGACUCAGCCUCUGGAAACACUUAAGAUGGACUGUUUAAAGAGAACUGGAUAUAGUAUAGCGGAGCUGAGAAGAGCUUCCAUAAGUGGAAAAGGUCACUCUUCCACAGAGGUGUGUGAAAUGGGAACGAGACAGAAAGAAAGACGCAUCUCAUUGGAUAGGACGGGACGACUAGAUGUGAAACCCUUAGAGGCUGUUGGCAGGAACUCAUUUCAAAAUGUAAGAAGGCCUGAUAUCACCAGAGUAGAGCUUUUGAAAGAUAUUCAUAACAAAAAAGAUCUGAUUGUUCGGUUAGUAGCUCAUGAUAUUAGUAAAAAUGAUUUAGAAGGUAGCUUCAGAGAGGACAUGGUUUCUGAUGAAGAGGAAAUUGUUUUAGGAGAGGUUGCUGGACAUCAGUGCUUAGGAGAAAUAUCUGGAGAUCAUGUUGGAGAAGUUCUGAAACCUUCGGAAACCCAAGUUGUUUCUCCCAAAACAACAACGAGCACAAGCAGCCUGAGAAAGUUCUUAGCACUAAGCAAAUGCUGUCACCCCACAUCUGGUGAACAUAUUGAAAGUAUAGAAGCAACUGGAAAUCAGACAAUGGAGCCUAGCAAGACACAUGUUAAAAGAGCUGUUGCUGAGCUUGACAUGCCCUCUUCCAAAAUCUUAGCAGAAGGACCAUCUUCUAGUGACAAGUUACAAUAUAAGAAAGAAGAAAAUCUUGCUAUCGAACCAACACAUUACCUCAUACACAGAAUUAUGAGUACUUCAUCAUACAACCAAGAAGACCUCAUUUCUGGUGAAGCAGAAGAGUUUAAACCAGAUCUAAAGGCUAAAGCAUUGGAAGGAUGUUCUCAGGAACCACAAGCAGGGAACUCAAGCAGUGUUCAGUUUGUCACCAUCUUUGAAGGAUCAAAACAUACGACCAGCAGUGCAGGUGUCUCAAAGGAACACAUUUCAGAAAUAUGCAAGAACACUAUUUCCAAGCAAGGGUCUAAAGUGCUGGCGAAGGUAUCUUCAACUCUGUCAAAGGUGUUCUCCCGAUCUAGCAGUAGUAUGCCGAAGUCGUCCUCACCACCUCACCAGGAUAAGCACUAA
This is a messenger RNA of Cricetulus griseus (Chinese hamster), 20679 nucleotides long. NCBI's taxonomy places the organism in Eukaryota, Metazoa, Chordata, Mammalia, Rodentia, Cricetidae. The record is from RefSeq and is a predicted model, not a curated record.